This is a messenger RNA of Symbiodinium sp. CCMP2592, 2976 nucleotides long. NCBI's taxonomy places the organism in Eukaryota, Dinophyceae, Suessiales, Symbiodiniaceae. The record is from the annotation of a GenBank genome assembly.
AUGUGGUGGGGAACUCCGCAGCACGUGCACAAGGGCCGCGCUGAGGCUGCCGAGGCAGAGAAAAUGGCCGAUGCUGUGCCAUCCCUUGGCUCAACGCCUAUGGAUCUUGAUAUCCGAGCAGCCCGGGCAAGCGCCAACAUGCUUGAUGGAUUGCAGAGCUUGCUCGACAGCAAAGAAUGCUGCGAUAUUGUGUUUCUCACAUGCGAAGAGCAGAUUGAAGCUCAUGCUGUGGUACUGGCUGCAAGCAGCCCAAACUUCUGCAAGUACUUGAGGCAGACGUCCAUGCGUGGACUCAAAGAGCCUUCGGCUCCUGGCCACGAAAUGGAGGAGCUGUUCACGACUGUAUCCACCAGCCCGCCGGCGUCGGCGGAGGCCGGGGCGCGAGUGGCAGCCGCGCCCCCCACAGCCGCAGGAGAAGGGGGAGAAGACCCCAAAGCAGUCACAGAGGUCCCCGAGACAGAGGCCAUUUCCCAGCCGAAGGAGGAGCCUGGGAUGGAUGGAGCUGGCAAACGCUCCGAUGAGGCGACAGCGGAAGCGCCCAUGGAGGUCGAGGUGGAAGCUUGCAAGCCGGAAGAAGCCGCCCCCGCGCCAAGCCCCGGAAUAACUAGUCCCACAAGCGACGAGAAGACGAAGGCGGACAAGGUUCGGGUUCAGGUCAACGGGCUCUCCUCCUCGGAGGCGAUGCACAUCCUCCUUGACUACAUCUACAAGGGCAGUGCAGCUGCCAGCUGGGAAUACAAAGCUACGAGUGCGCAGGUGAACAAGGAGAUCUUGCGCUUGGCAACAUACUUCGGCUUUGCGCAGCUGCACGAGCAUGCGGCCAGGUGGCUUGCCAAAGGCUUGACUACGGAGAAUGUUGUGGAUCGACUCGUAACGUGCGAGGAGUUUGGAUUGGGCCUUCUGCGUGAGAAGAUCACCGAGAGGCUCGCGCUGAAGCCUGCCGAAAUGAUGCAAGUGUGCAGCAGCCCGGAGAUUACCAAGCACCCUCGGAUCUUGCAGGAUCUCCUGGUGCAAGUCGCUUCGCUGAAAAAGGGCGGUGCAGAGGCGACAGAGGAUGCAAAGGAGGAGAAGCAAGAGCCGAAGCCCGACAAAGCCGAACGGGAGAAGGAGAAGCACGAGAAGGCCGAGAAGGAGAAGCAUGACAAGGCCGAAAAGCCGGAGAAGCCGGAGAAGAAACACGAAAAGGAGAAGGAGAAGCCUGAGAAGCCUUCGAAGCAGGCAGAGAAACAGACAGGCAAGAAGCGCAAAGCCGCGGCCAUCGCCGCAGCAGUGAGAAUCUCGUAUGGGCCCUGCGGCAAGGAUCAGCUCAUCGUCACGGAGAGACAGAAGUUGGUCACCAAUUCCGCUGCAAGGAUUCUCGAGCUGGCUCGGCCGGGCUCCCCCAUCGCCAAGGUUGUCCUGCGCCACAUCUGCAAGUUUGCCCAGGAUGUGGGAGAUGGAGCAGGCACACUUGCGUUGCUUCUUGCGGGUGCUGUCCGAGUCUGCAGCUCUUGGCUGCGGGAGGGCAAAGCGCGGCGACAGGACUUGGAGCAUUGCCUAUCGUACAUUGAGGCAAUCGUGCUGCGAGAGGACGCUGCAGAAGUGCUACAGGGCCUUCGAUGCUCAGGAGAUACGUCUACAGAGAAGCGCUUCUCUGACCUGGCACGAACCUUCUUCGGUGCGAAUUUUCCCCCGGAGGUUUGUGGAGUUCUGUCAAGAGCGUGCUGGCGAUGGAUUUGUGACAACGGCUCGCUUCCUCUUGACGGGGACAAGGCUGCAGUUGCCGAAGAAGUCGUUGCUUCGGCCGCCGCAUCCCUUCGGAGCGGGGAGCUUGUUAAAGUGCCCAGUGCGGGUCCAGCGAUGCAAGAGACAGCAGGCAGUGCUUCUUCGGCAAGGGUCGAGAGAGCUGUGGUAGUUUCUGGCGUGUUGGCGAGCUCGAGCAUGCCCAGAGAGUGUCAGGGCAGGGCCGUCAUCCUAGACGACGAUGUUGCGCCCCUGCCAGUUCGCGUCGCCAUGCCAGCUGUUGCCCUUGACAGGCUGGAGAAACGAUUGGUCGUGGCCACGGAGCAGCUUUGGCAGGCAGGCAUUCGGCUCGUUCUAUGCGCAGCGCACGUCCACGAGGAGUGGACAGGCUCACUGUCCCAGCGCGGGAUUGCGGUGCUGCAUUUGGUUGAUGAGGAGGAGCUCGCUGUGUUGGAAGCGCGCUGUGGCAUCACGCGGAGGGUCCGUUUGGGCAGCGAUGAUGUGGCCUCUUUGAAAGCUGCAGGGUUCCAGCUUGAUUCGUUCAGGCCCUUGCAGAAAUCUUCGGAAGGGCUGGCAGGAUCUCGAGCUUACUGGCUCCUUGAUCUGAGCCCAGAGAGCAACCGCACUCCCGCAAGCUGCCUGCUGCUCCAAGCGAGCUCAAGCAGUUUGGCAAUCGAGCAUCGACUGGCAAUCCUUCGUCUCUUGCUGGUGGUCUUGCACGGAUUCCAGGAACCUUGUGAUCUCAUCGCCGGAGGCUUGGCCUUCGAAGUGGCUUUGCUUCGCAUGGCGCGACGGAAGAUUACGAACCUUCGUGGCCCAGAAGACAGGAAUCUGGAACGCAACGCUUUCCACGUUCUGGGAGUCGACGAUCCAGCCAAGGCGCUACGCCUGGAGGGUCUUUCUUGGCUGCUCCUCGAGGCUUCUUUGCUGGAGGUGGUGGAGGCGUUCAUUGCGAAUCUUCUCGGAUGUCGCGGGGGUGCAGGUGCACGACUGAGAAGUGCAGGAAGGACUGCUCGACUUUUGGCCUCGGCCGGUGCAUCAGAGCUGGAUGAUGUGCCAGGGAUGCGAGCGAUUCCCGGCGGCUUCCACGGCUUCGUGGUAGAGCCCGGCAUCGGCGCCUGCGAGGAUUCCACUCCUCGACCUGUGGAGACUGGCCACUUGAAGCUGCAGCAGCUACGGGCUAUGUGCAGUUUGGUACGACAGCUCUGUCGCUUGGAUCCUUCCUGCGUUGAUCGAGGACAACUCCCGGGCUGA